AUCGGCUUCUCCGAUUGGUGCAUGAAAUACCGCUGACCAAUCAGCACAGAGGUUGUUAAAGUUGAAAAUUGACGCUUGGUAUUUCGGUUUAAAAAAAGAUGUCGCUUCAUCGGAGUAUCGGCAGUGUGGAGUACAUGAAAAAAAGGAUCCCGCAAAACGCCAAGUAUCAACAUGUCAAAACAAGGCUGGACACAGGAUACAGCCUUACGAAGUAUAUGGAAAAACUGGAGGAGAUUAAAAAAUAUUACAGGUAUCGAAAAGAUGAAAUCUUCAAACGACUAAAGGUGACAACGUUUGCGCAAUUGCUACUUCAGGUAGCCUCCGUAUCAGACCUGAAUGACAGUGAGAAUUAUGGCGAAUCACUUGUCCCAGAAGACGGCCUGUCAGUGAUGUCUGACGCUGACCUGGAGAGUCUGUCUGAUCACACCAGCGGCUCCCCGCAGGCGUCAGACCGUCAGGAUGCCAGUGGAUGCUACACCGCCCGGUCAACACUGUUAAGUGUUAUCAGCGGUGUGGGGGAGCUGAACCUCGACAGGAACAAUCAGAAGACGGCGGAUAUGUCGGUGUCCAGCCCAGCGUUGGCUGACAGGCCCUACCCCGACUGCCCCUACCUGCUGCUGGACGUACGGGACCGUGAGCAGUACGACCGCUGCCACAUCAUCAGCGCGCACAGUUUCCCCAUCGCCAUGCUGUCUCGAACCAUGAACCCAUACACCAAGGAAGUGCUGGAAUACAAAAACGCAGCAGGUAAGAUCAUCAUCGUGUAUGAUGAGGAUGAGAGAAUAGCCAGCCAGGCGGCCACCACCAUGUGCGAACGAGGCUUUGAAAAUCUCUUCAUGUUGUCUGGAGGUCUCAAGCUAAUCGCUCAGAAAUUUCCAGAAGGAAUGACGACAGGCUCCAUCCCGACCUCGUGCCUGUCAUCUCCUACAUCAACGAAGGAGAAGAAGUUCUCUGUGCAGCAGCAGCAGCCAUCGCAGGCAGCGGAGAAAAGAUGGCGGUUCACAUCAGACGAGCUGGCCAAGAUCCAGGAGCAGCUGGAUGAGAUGCUCAUCCCCAGCAACCCCAACAGCCGCAUGUCCAGCCGGAUGUCGAGCAGCAGCACCCAGUCUAAAACGUCCAGCGCCCGCAGUCGACAGAGUUCCUCGACAUCCGGGAGAGACAGCAGCAGGGUUCAGAGCAGUAGACCCUGGAAAUAACCCCGCCCCUCUCUCACCCACAUACAGUAGACAAACAAACAUACCUCCAACACAAAGUCCAUUUAUUUCAGAUUACAUUCCUCCCUCCCAUCAUUCCUUAACUGUAAAGAAACACACUUCUGGUCUCAGUCUGCAAAGUAAUCUUCCACAAUACUGCUGUAUAGUCAGAGGUGGACAGGACCAAAACCGUAACUUUCUUCUUUUUUUUUACAGCAGCUUGGAUGCAUAGAGUGAUUUUCUAUUUUUUCAUUCAUUUUUUUCUCUCAUGUGUUCGUGAAGUGACGCAAAAUUGAGAUCGCUGUUUAAAUAUUUGUCUUUCCUCAUCAGUUAUCAUCAUCUAACUGUUCUAACCGUCUGAUGCAGAAGAUUCUGGCGCCAUCUGACAUGUUUUGCUCUAAAAUUCCUAAAUUGUGAUCAUUUCCGUUCGCUUCCGCACAGUUUUGCGCAAUUAAUUGCUGCUGUAUUUAGAGUAGAGAUCAGUUGCACUCUGACCACCUCUGACAAAACUGAAAUGAUUAAUCUCUGCUUUGUCUCUGCUUGUAAAUAGAAAUUCCUGUUGAGGACAGAGUUCCUACACAGGUUAAGUGAAAAAAACUAUCUUAUGUUUUUUUCAAUUUUGGAAUUUAUGCAAAUCCUAGGAAAUUAAAUAACACUGCAAAACGUAUGUUCUUCUAGAUUGAGGGAUAAUCUUAGUGAUAUGGUCUACUUGAAGUUCUCACCCAGCUGUGAACAGCUACUUACUACAACAAACAAAAUAUUUAAUCUCAGAUUAAUACCAUGACAUUUGGAUAAAAGUAUGAAAUUUUCAAAUUGAAAAUGUUGGACUUUUGCAAACAGUUCAGCGUCAUCAGCGAGCAGUUUAACAUUUCAGUCUUCAUCUUCACAAAUCUUACGUCAGACUGUAGUAUUUUCCCCUUCCUGUGUUUUUUUUUUCUUAAUAUAUUUAAUAAAUGGCGUGUAUACGUUUGCACAGUGCCUCAUCUGUGAACCUUCGAGCUGACGAAUCCUUUUGCACUCAAAUUAAGAUUUCAUGUAACACUAAUCUCAUCGAUUUUUCAUCACUUGUGUCUGAGGAUGAUCUGAUCUGUUCAAAUCAUGUUUUUUUUUUUUUUUUUGUUUGUUUCUAUUUUAAGGUUAUUAACUCCAGAAAGGUCAAGUUCAACUCGAUCAGUAUGACAUACACCACAUAAAUGGCCUUCCUUAAAGAUGUUGAUUGUUGGAGACAGAAAACUGAAUGUUAAUGAUGUGAAGGAUACGCCGGGAAUCUCUGUAAUACAGUAGAUGUAUGUAUGUACACAUAAUGUUACAGACUUUUAUCCACUUUGUGAAAACAAGAAGAGUUUUGCUGUAUUUUUGUAAAGUGCUUCAUCCUGUCAUGAUGUCUUAUUGUGAUUCCUAAACAGAGGGGUGCAACUGCUGCCUUUAUGUGCUAUUUUUACAUCCUUUAUACUCGCACUUGACUGAUUUUGUGUGUGUGUGCACUGUAUGGAUCAAGGUACUGUAAGUUUUGAUCACGCAAACUGAUUAGUUGAGGCCUUCACAUAGACACACGUGCUUAUCACAAAUACAUAAAGGAUGGAAGGAAAUGGGCAUUUUGUCACAGAUGUUACAAAAUCACAAUUUCCAAAUGUGAAAAACAGUAUUGCUAAUUUCUUACGUGUGGCCCUUGUGUGGUUCGUUGGUAUGGGACUUCUUGCACGGUGCACUUACAUAGUCUUAUGAAGUGCAUUUAAUGAAGUACGGAGCCCUUUUUUUCAUGAUUCUGUGUUUUCACCAUCAGUCUUAACUGACAUUAACCAGCUGAUCACAUGAUUUGGUUUGUAAAUGAAUGUUAAAUAAAGUGUAAAAUUGUU
This is a messenger RNA of Thunnus maccoyii (southern bluefin tuna), 3049 nucleotides long. RefSeq names its product centrosomal protein 41 (gene cep41). Gene Ontology annotation, biological process: cilium assembly; protein polyglutamylation. The coding region runs from base 99 to 1196 and encodes 365 amino acids. Gene Ontology annotation, cellular component: ciliary basal body. The record is from RefSeq and is a predicted model, not a curated record. NCBI's taxonomy places the organism in Eukaryota, Metazoa, Chordata, Actinopteri, Scombriformes, Scombridae. The transcript is spliced from 11 exons.